AUAUUUUGUUUCCCACUGAGAAACUUUUGACUAUCAUGUAUAUCCUUGAUUAAUCCUCAAUUAAACCAUUUAAUGUGAUCAAAAUGUCAGAUUCCGAAGACGAAACAAAAGAUAAACAACUUAAGAUCGUUGUUAUAGGCGAUGGAGCUUCAGGAAAAACAUCCCUCACAACAAGAUAUUCACAACAACAAUUUGGCAAGCAAUAUAAACAGACGAUUGGCCUGGAUUUCUUCCUGAAAAGAAUAGUGUUGCCAGGUGGAGUAAAUGUGGCAUUACAAGUUUGGGACAUUGGAGGUCAGACCUUGGGUGGUGCCAUGUUGGACAAGUACAUUUAUGGGUCACAUGGUGUGUUACUAGUCUACGACAUUACCAACUAUGCCAGUUUUGAGAACAUUGAGGAUUGGUUAACGAGAGUGAAAGAAGUGUUUCAAGUAGAAAAUAAAAUGCCACAUAUAGCUCUGCUGGGAAAUAAAAGUGAUUUGGAACACAUGAGAACGGUAAAAGUAGAAAAGCACAAUAAAUUUGCUAAUGAGCAUAGCAUGUCCAGCCAUUUUGUGUCCGCCAAAACAGGAGACAGUGUGAACAUAUGUUUUCAAAAAGUAGCUGCUGAAAUCCUUGGGAUCAAACUAUCGAAGCCAGAACUUGACCAACAGCAAUCGGUGGUGAAAGCAGACAUUGUACAGUACAGCAAUAACACAGAGACUGCUGCUAAGUCAACGCCAAAACAGGCAAAAAGUUCAUUCUGUUUGGUGCAAUAGCUCAAACGUCACUGUCUCCUAGUCAAGGGAUUGCCUUGUAUUUCUAGCUCUUGGUUACAAUCAUGAAAUCUUUUAGGUGUGAUUUGACAACCAGACACAUGUUUUACAAAAGUUUUAAGUCAAUAAGCGUGCAUCUUAUGAGACCACUGAAAUAUCUACCAAAUGGCUUGUAGAUUGCAUUCUACUAAAAGUUUGUGUAGUCUUUACAAACCAUUCAUGUCGCAUGAUGAUGAUUCAUAUGAGUAAUACAAGUGUUAGAAAUAUUAGAGGCUCUGGGUGUACCUGGGUAGUUUUACAUAAAUAAAGUAUAACUUAUUGUGAGGUCCGUUCAUUACGAAAUGAUAUAUUUUUGCAAACAAUUCGGAUAAUGGUUGAAAAAAGUGUAUUUGUAGCUUUUUCAUGGCUCUGUCAAGUUUUUACUUGAUAAGAUUUUGGAAAAUAGGUCUAAGUUUGUAAGAAAGAGCUCUGAAUGUGGGGAUUUUAGAGAUGUGGUUGUUGUUGAGUGUUACAUAUCUUCACUAUUUGUUUGCUGCACUCUCUCCUGUCAUAUAUGGACUUGGACUCUUCAAAGGACAGAGAUGUUAGGCUUUUUGGGGCAAGAACAUUGAAUGGUGAAAAAAUAGUAUUGUAUAAAGUGACCAGGUUUGAAGUUUUUUUGUUUUAUAAGCCUUGUCCUCUGUUAGAAAUUAGGACUUGUUACAUGUAUGUGCUAGGUUCAGUGGUCUAGAGAUUUGUACUAGUUUAAGAAAGACGAGCCAUACUGUGGAUGUCUUCAUAAAAAGUCCUCCAGUCUCGUAGGAGAUAAUACAGAAAAUCAUCCUUUUCACCAUCACAUUUCUCCUCUUUUAUCAUCUAAUUUAUUCUGUCAGGGUCCAUGAUCUGAACAAAACUGCUGAGGGGUUGGGAGUACAUUUUAUAUCUUCAGAGGAGAGAAUUUUGAGCCCUCUCCAUGGCAAUUCUAAUAUUGUUUUGUUGAACUGUUUGAGAAAUCCAAGGUUAUGAAACCUAUUUGCAAAUGGUUAUGAUGGCCGAUCACAAUGAAUAUGCUGGUUUCUGGCCACAGUAAGACCUGCCGACAUCUUUUGUUGCUGGUGAAAUUGAGAGAUUUUAGCAGUACUUCUCAAACUUUGAGAAAAAUUGAUGGUUCAGGCGAGUCUGUCAUGGCACGUAACAAGUGUUUUCAUUGUGAUAUGCCACCGUGCUGGUUGUCGGGCCUUAUUUUUGGCUUCUUAUGGAGGUGAGGGGACCUCUCUUUCCUGCGACCAUGUUAUAGUUGCUCCUCGGCAGAGGUAAAACACUCUCUGUGUUUCCUUUGGUGUAUAAAUGUAUAAUAAAAGUUCUUGUAUCUGUUUUAGAAA
Molecule: messenger RNA, 2116 nt
Organism: Lineus longissimus
Lineage: Eukaryota; Metazoa; Nemertea; Pilidiophora; Heteronemertea; Lineidae
Product: ras-related protein Rab-28-like
Exons: 6
Coding region: 84-758 (224 amino acids)
Biological process (GO): regulation of exocytosis
Molecular function (GO): GTPase activity; GTP binding
Source: RefSeq, a predicted model, not a curated record